This is a messenger RNA of Caenorhabditis angaria, 7912 nucleotides long. NCBI's taxonomy places the organism in Eukaryota, Metazoa, Nematoda, Chromadorea, Rhabditida, Rhabditidae. The record is from the annotation of a GenBank genome assembly.
AUGAUUGAAAAGUUAGUGUUCCGCUUGAAAUGCCAUGCUCAAAAGGCUCAUUUUUUCAGCGGAUUGAGUGAGGAAAUUGGUCCGUGUGAUAACUUUUUUCGGCAUGUCUGUCCGAUGGAUGAUAAACCUUAUUUGAUGAAAAUUUUGGCAGAUGAACACAGAUCUGAUUUGUCAAAGAAUUACCAAAAAACAUUUGAUCCAAAAUAUCAAACAUUAGUUGUAAGUACAUAUUUUUCAGAAAAAAAACUAUUUAAAAAAUAUUAUAGCGUGACGUAAUCCCAUAUUUUCUCAAUAAAUCCAGCCCCAAUAUCAUCGACAACUAUACAGAAACCAUAUUAUCAAAUUUGAAUAACGCUUGUGAAACAAAUCGAACCGAGUUCAAAGGCUAUCUAGAUAAAUUGGAAAAAUUUUUCGGCACGCCAUGCACGUCAUUCUUUUGUGUCUCUCAAAUAUCUGAAUUCGAUAAUUGUGAUCAAGCUUUAGAUUUUGUGAAGAAUUCUUUAAUUGCAACGUACAAUGUGUUGGGGUUACCUGAAGUAAGUGAAAAUACUACUGUAUUUGUUGGGUUAUCGAUCGAUUUUCCAGAGUAUCAACAAAAAAAUCUUAAAAUUCAUGGAUGCUCCUUCAGUUUUGUGGAGUUAUGAAUGGUUUGAUCAACAUCGAGAUUUGUAUCGGAAGUUUAAUGAGACUUCUAAAGAAAUUAUUGAGAUUUCUUCAAAACUUCUAGCGGUUAGUGGUUAACAUGAGCAAUGGGCUAGAGAAGAGAGGCUAGAGAGGCUAGAGAGCCUAGAGAGGCUAGAGAGCCUAGAUAGGCUAGAGAGCCUAGAGAGCCUUGAAAAAAAUCGAUAAAAUUUUUUAUAGGAUACACCAUGGGUAAAUCGAAUGAAUAUAACAAACAUCUUCGUACCAUAUUUUGAACAACUUCAUAUUUCGAAUCCGGAUAAGUUCAGAGAUAAAAUUAUCGAAUAUUUCGACGAUUUCAUCAAGAAAUACAACGAAUGUAUGAAGGAAAGUGAACUUCCAAAGUUAUUUUCACCAUUAUGUUAUAUAACGGUGUUUUCAAUAACUCAAAGUCCCGUGACAAUGUGGAAUGCUGGAUUUCAAGCGAUGAAUAGUCAUCCAGGAUUGUUUUUUUCGAAUAUUGUCGUUUUGCUUUCACAAAUCAAUCUUCCUUCAUUUUAUGUGAGUUACCAUUUUACAUUUUUUUUCAAAAAUCAAUUUUAUUCACAGAUUGGAUCUGUCGCUAAAGUAAUUGCUCAUGAAAUCGGACAUUCUUUGAUAAUUUCAAAAAAUCAAGAUUUCAUACCGUAUUAUUCAAAUGAGACAACAAAAUGUGUUCAAAAUCAAUUUGAAAAAUCUUGCGAAUAUUUUCAAGAAGGAAAAUGUGACACGAUUUAUUCGAGAUAUGAUGAUAAUGGAGCCGAUUUAUUCGCAUCUUUUAUGAUUUCGAAAUUAUUGAAUUCACAUUUUGGCGCGGAUAAAAAUGUGAGUUUUUGUAGCUAUUUACAGUAAUCCAAAGAUAUGUUUUUUUUUUACAGAAUUUGGUAGAAGGAACAACGAAAAAUAUUACAAAUGCACAACUCGCUUUUAUGGCAUCUGCUACAGUAUUUUGUGAGGUAAGAAGAAGCCUUACAUUAGAAGCCUUCUGAAGCUUUCUGAAGUUUUCUGAAACUUUCUGAAAGCUCUCUGAAGCCUUCUGAAUCAUUCUGAAGUUUUCAGAAGCCUUCUAAAGCCUUCUGAAGCCUUCUGAAGCUUUCUGACGUUUUCUGAAGCCUUCUGAAGUUUUCUGAAGUCCUAAGAAGCCUUCGGACACAACAUGUCAGCCCAAUGAAAAUUGGCAAUUGGCGAGAGUGAGCUUUUUUUUUUUGGAAAAUCUCGGGCCGAUUUUUUUUUACAUUUUUGGAUUAUUCCAAAUCUGUAACUUUUUUUUUUAGAAAAUCUCGGGCCGAUUUUUUUUACAUUUUUGGAUUAUUCCAAAUCUGUAACUUUUUUUUUGAAAAAUCUUGGGCCGGUUUUUUUUUUUGAAAAAUCUCGGGCCGAUUUUUUUUUGGAAAAUCUCGGGCCGAUUUUUUUUUGGAAAAUCUCGGGCCGAUUUUUUUUUGGAAAAUCUCGGGCCGUUUUUUUUUACAUUUUUGGAUUAUUCCAAAUCUGUAACUUUUUUUUGAAAAAUCUUGGGCCGGUUUUUUUUGGAAAAUCUCGGGCCGAUUUUUUUACAUUUUUGGAUUAUUCCAAAUCUGUAACUUUUUUUUUGAAAAAUCUCGGGCCGAUUUUUUUUGGAAAAUCUCGGGCCGAUUUUUUUUGGAAAAUCUCGGGCCGAUUUUUUUUACAUUUUUAGAUUAUUCCAAAUCUGUAACUUUUUUUUUUGGAAAAUCUCGGGCCGAUUUUUUUUUGAAAAAUCUCGGGCCGAUUUUUUUUACAUUUUUGGAUUAUUCCAAAUCUGUAACUUUUUUUUUGAAAAAUAUCGGGCCAAUUUUUUUUACAUUUUUGGAUUAUUCCAAAUCUGUAACUUUUUUUUGAAAAAUAUCGGGCCGAUUUUUUUUUACAUUUUUGGAUUAUUCCAAAUCUGUAACUUUUUUUUUUUGAAAAAUAUCGGGCCAAUUUUUUUUUACAUUUUUGGAUUAUUCCAAAUCUGUAACUUUUUUUUUUGAAAAAUAUCGGGCCGAUUUUUUUUUACAUUUUUGGAUUAUUCCAAAUCUGUAACUUUUUUUUUUGGAAAAUCUCGGGCCGAUUUUUUUUUUUUUGAAAAAUCUCGGGCCGAUUUUUUUUACAUUUUUGGAUUAUUCCAAAUCUGUAACUUUUUUUUUUGAAAAAUAUCGGGCCAAUUUUUUUUUACAUUUUUGGAUUAUUCCAAAUCUGUAACUUUUUUGAAAAAUAUCGGGCCGAUUUUUUUUUUACAUUUUUGGAUUAUUCCAAAUCUGUAACUUUUUUUUGAAAAAAUAUCGGGCCAAUUUUUUUUUACAUUUUUGGAUUAUUCCAAAUCUGUAACUUUUUUUUGAAAAAUCUCGGGCCGAUUUUUUUACAUUUUUGGAUUAUUCCAAAUCUGUAACUUUUUUUUUUUUGAAAAAUAUCGGGCCAAUUUUUUUUUACAUUUUUGGAUUAUUCCAAAUCUGUAACUUUUUUUGAAAAAUCUCGGGCCGAUUUUUUUCUACAUUUUUGGAUUAUUCCAAAUCUGUAACUUUUUUUUGGAAAAUCUCGGGUCGAUUUUUUUUUUGAAAAAUCUCGGGCCGAUUUUUUUUUACAUUUUUUGGAUUAUUCCAAAUCUGUAACUUUUUUUUGAAAAAUAUCGGGCCGAUUUUUUUUGAAAAAUCUCGGGCCGAUUUUUUUUUACAUUUUUUGGAUUAUUCCAAAUCUGUAACUUUUUUUUUGGAAAAUCUCGGGUCGAUUUUUUUUUGAAAAAUAUCGGGCCAAUUUUUUUUUACAUUUUUGGAUUAUUCCAAAUCUGUAACUUUUUUUUUGGAAAAUCUCGGGCCGAUUUUUUUUUUUUUUGAAAAAUCUCGGGCCGAUUUUUUUUACAUUUUUGGAUUAUUCCAAAUCUGUAACUUUUUUUUUUGAAAAAUAUCGGGCCAAUUUUUUACAUUUUUGGAUUAUUCCAAAUCUGUAACUUUUUUUUUGAAAAAUAUCGGGCCGAUUUUUUUACAUUUUUGGAUUAUUCCAAAUCUGUAACUUUUUUUUGAAAAAUAUCGGGCCAAUUUUUUUUUACAUUUUUGGAUUAUUCCAAAUCUGUAACUUUUUUUUGGAAAAUCUCGGGUCGAUUUUUUUUUUGAAAAAUCUCGGGCCGAUUUUUUUACAUUUUUGGAUUAUUCCAAAUCUGUAACUUUUUUUUUUAGAAAAUCUCGGGCCGAUUUUUUUUACAUUUUUGGAUUAUUCCAAAUCUGUAACUUUUUUUGAAAAAUCUUGGGCCGGUUUUUUUUUUGAAAAAUCUCGGGCCGAUUUUUUUUUGGAAAAUCUCGGGCCGAUUUUUUGGAAAAUCUCGGGCCGAUUUUUUUUUGGAAAAUCUCGGGCCGUUUUUUUUUACAUUUUUGGAUUAUUCCAAAUCUGUAACUUUUUUUUUUGAAAAAUCUUGGGCCGGUUUUUUUUGGAAAAUCUCGGGCCGAUUUUUUUUACAUUUUUGGAUUAUUCCAAAUCUGUAACUUUUUUUUGAAAAAUCUCGGGCCGAUUUUUUGGAAAAUCUCGGGCCGAUUUUUUUUGGAAAAUCUCGGGCCGAUUUUUUUUACAUUUUUAGAUUAUUCCAAAUCUGUAACUUUUUUUUUUGGAAAAUCUCGGGCCGAUUUUUUUUUUUUGAAAAAUCUCGGGCCGAUUUUUUUUACAUUUUUGGAUUAUUCCAAAUCUGUAACUUUUUUUUUUGAAAAAUAUCGGGCCAAUUUUUUUUUACAUUUUUGGAUUAUUCCAAAUCUGUAACUUUUUUUUUUGAAAAAUAUCGGGCCGAUUUUUUUUUACAUUUUUGGAUUAUUCCAAAUCUGUAACUUUUUUUUUUUGAAAAAUAUCGGGCCAAUUUUUUUUUACAUUUUUGGAUUAUUCCAAAUCUGUAACUUUUUUUUUUGAAAAAUAUCGGGCCGAUUUUUUUUUACAUUUUUGGAUUAUUCCAAAUCUGUAACUUUUUUUGGAAAAUCUCGGGCCGAUUUUUUUUUUUUUUGAAAAAUCUCGGGCCGAUUUUUUUUACAUUUUUGGAUUAUUCCAAAUCUGUAACUUUUUUUUUUGAAAAAUAUCGGGCCAAUUUUUUUUUACAUUUUUGGAUUAUUCCAAAUCUGUAACUUUUUUUUUUGAAAAAUAUCGGGCCGAUUUUUUUUUACAUUUUUGGAUUAUUCCAAAUCUGUAACUUUUUUUUUUGAAAAAUAUCGGGCCAAUUUUUUUUUACAUUUUUGGAUUAUUCCAAAUCUGUAACUUUUUUUUUUUGAAAAAUCUCGGGCCGAUUUUUUUUACAUUUUUGGAUUAUUCCAAAUCUGUAACUUUUUUUUUUGAAAAAUAUCGGGCCAAUUUUUUUUUACAUUUUUGGAUUAUUCCAAAUCUGUAACUUUUUUUUUGAAAAAUCUCGGGCCGAUUUUUUUUACAUUUUUGGAUUAUUCCAAAUCUGUAACUUUUUUUUUUGAAAAAUCUCGGGCCGAUUUUUUUCUACAUUUUUGGAUUAUUCCAAAUCUGUAACUUUUUUUUGGAAAAUCUCGGGUCGAUUUUUUUUUUGAAAAAUCUCGGGCCGAUUUUUUUUUACAUUUUUGGAUUAUUCCAAAUCUGUAACUUUUUUUUGAAAAAUAUCGGGCCGAUUUUUUGAAAAAUCUCGGGCCGAUUUUUUUUUACAUUUUUGGAUUAUUCCAAAUCUGUAACUUUUUUUGGAAAAUCUCGGGUCGAUUUUUUUUUUGAAAAAUAUCGGGCCAAUUUUUUACAUUUUUGGAUUAUUCCAAAUCUGUAACUUUUUUUUUUGGAAAAUCUCGGGCCGAUUUUUUUUUUGAAAAAUCUCGGCCGAUUUUUUUACAUUUUUGGAUUAUUCCAAAUCUGUAACUUUUUUUUUUUUGAAAAAUAUCGGGCCAAUUUUUUUUUACAUUUUUGGAUUAUUCCAAAUCUGUAACUUUUUUUUGAAAAAUAUCGGGCCGAUUUUUUUUUACAUUUUUGGAUUAUUCCAAAUCUGUAACUUUUUUUUUUGAAAAAUAUCGGGCCAAUUUUUUUUUACAUUUUUGGAUUAUUCCAAAUCUGUAACUUUUUUUUGGAAAAUCUCGGGUCGAUUUUUUUUUUGAAAAAUCUCGGGCCGAUUUUUUUUUACAUUUUUGGAUUAUUCCAAAUCUGUAACUUUUUUUUUUGAAAAAUAUCGGGCCGAUUUUUUUUGAAAAAUCUCGGGCCGAUUUUUUUUUACAUUUUUGGAUUAUUCCAAAUCUGUAACUUUUUUUUGAAAAAUAUCGGGCCGAUUUUUUUGAAAAAUCUCGGGCCGAUUUUUUUUUACAUUUUUGGAUUAUUCCAAAUCUGUAACUUUUUUUUUGGAAAAUCUCGGGUCGAUUUUUUUUUGAAAAAUCUCGGGCCGAUUUUUUUUUACAUUUUUGGAUUAUUCCAAAUCUGUAACUUUUUUUUUGGAAAAUCUCGGGUCGAUUUUUUUUUGAAAAAUCUCGGGCCGAUUUUUUUUUACAUUUUUGGAUUAUUCCAAAUCUGUAAUUAUUUUUUUUGAAAAAUAUCGGGCCGAUUUUUUUGAAAAAUCUCGGGCCGAUUUUUUUUUACAUUUUUGGAUUAUUCCAAAUCUGUAACUUUUUUUUGGAAAAUCUCGGGUCGAUUUUUUUUUGAAAAAUCUCGGGCCGAUUUUUUUACAUUUUUGGAUUAUUCCAAAUCUGUAACUUUUUUUGGAAAAUCUCGGGUCGAUUUUUUUUUGAAAAAUCUCGGGCCGAUUUUUUUUUACAUUUUUGGAUUAUUCCAAAUCUGUAAUUUUUUUUUUUGAAAAAUAUCGGGCCGAUUUUUUUGAAAAAUCUCGGGCCGAUUUUUUUUUACAUUUUUGGAUUAUUCCAAAUCUGUAACUUUUUUGAAAAAUAUCGGGCCGAUUUUUUUUGAAAAAUCUCGGGCCGAUUUUUUUUUACAUUUUUGGAUUAUUCCAAAUCUGUAACUUUUUUUUGAAAAAUAUCGGGCCGAUUUUUUUGAAAAAUCUCGGGCCGAUUUUUUUUUACAUUUUUGGAUUAUUCCAAAUCUGUAACUUUUUUUUUGGAAAAUCUCGGGUCGAUUUUUUUUUGAAAAAUCUCGGGCCGAUUUUUUUUUACAUUUUUGGAUUAUUCCAAAUCUGUAACUUUUUUUUGAAAAAUAUCGGGCCGAUUUUUUUGAAAAAUCUCGGGCCGAUUUUUUUACAUUUUUGGAUUAUUCCAAAUCUGUAACUUUUUUUUUGGAAAAUCUCGGGUCGAUUUUUUUUUUUGAAAAAUCUCGGGCCGAUUUUUUUUUACAUUUUUGGAUUAUUCCAAAUCUGUAACUUUUUUUUGGAAAAUCUCGGGUCGAUUUUUUUUUUGAAAAAUCUCGGGCCGAUUUUUUUUUACAUUUUUGGAUUAUUCCAAAUCUGUAACUUUUUUUUGGAAAAUCUCGGGUCGAUUUUUUUUUUGAAAAAUCUCGGGCCGAUUUUUUUUUACAUUUUUGGAUUAUUCCAAAUCUGUAACUUUUUUUGGAAAAUCUCGGGUCGAUUUUUUUUUUUGAAAAAUCUCGGGCCGAUUUUUUUUUACAUUUUUGGAUUAUUCCAAAUCUGUAACUUUUUUUUGGAAAAUCUCGGGUCGAUUUUUUUUUGAAAAAUCUCGGGCCGAUUUUUUUUUACAUUUUUGGAUUAUUCCAAAUCUGUAACUUUUUUUUUUGAAAAUCUCGGGUCGAUUUUUUUUUGAAAAAUCUCGGGCCGAUUUUUUUCUACAUUUUUGGAUUAUUCCAAAUCUGUAACUUUUUUUUGGAAAAUCUCGGGUCGAUUUUUUUUUGAAAAAUCUCGGGCCGAUUUUUUUCUACAUUUUUGGAUUAUUCCAAAUCUGUAACUUUUUUUUUUUUAAAUCUCGGGCCGAUUUUUUUUUUACAUUUUUGGAUUAUUCCAAAUUUUCACAUAAAAAUCUAAUUUUUUGCAUUGAAAAAAAAGAUGAUAAUUAUUUUUAAUAAAAACGUGAACUACGUGGCAGUCGGUCUCUUUUUAAAUUAGAGAAUUUCUCUGCGUCACCAUCACAUUGCUGUUUGACAUGAUGUGUCUGAAGCCCUAAAACUCUUUGAACCCGGAGAAAUCUCUCGUCUUAAAAAUUUUUUUUUUCAGAAAGUUCCAUCUGUGACACAAGAUUUGGAACAUCACGCAAAUGUAGUUCGAAUCAAUAGUAUCAUGUCACAAAAUGCAGAUUUCAAAGAAGCUUUCAAUUGUCCAGACAACAGUAAAAUGAUGUUGGCUAAAAAUGAGCAAUGCCAUAUUAUUGGAAAAAAUGCGCCAAUUUCUAGAUUUUAA